AGGUUCCCUUUCUUGUUGCCUUGCAUUUCAUUCAUCCUCGCCACUGUCAAAUUCGAUCCUUCAAUAUCACCUUUACUUUCUGAUAAAAAUUUUGAACGCUGCUCCUGAUAACCAGGAAAUGGAGAAGUCAUCAGGAUAUGAAUACGAAGUAUUUUUAAGCUUUAGAGGACCAGAUACCCGCAGCGACUUUACUGAUUACCUUUACAUCAGCAUGAUUGACGCUGGAAUUCGGGCAUAUAAAGAUGAUGAAGAGCUCCGCAUCGGGGAAGAGAUCGGCAGUCAGCUUCUCCACGCAAUUGAGCAGUCAAAGAUCUCCAUACCAAUCUUCUCUAAAGGAUAUGCUGAUAGUACAUGGUGCCUUGGGGAGUUGCUCAAGAUGGUGGAGAGCAAGAACACAAGGAGACAUAAGAUCAUGCCCAUUUUCUAUGAUGUUGCACCAUCCGAGGUAAAAUACCAAACUAACCACUAUGGCAAUGCCAUUGUUUCUCAUGCAAACAAGAAGCGAUUCAAUGAUGAGACUAUCAAUAAGUGGAAGGCUGCUCUCAAUGAGGUAGGAGCACUAAAGGGAUGGAACCUCCAAAGCAUGCCAAACAGAGGCAAAGGUGAAUUUGCAAAAGAAGUUGUCAAUAAUGUUUUGACUGAAUUGAAAGCCGCCUACUUGGAAGUAUCUGAUUGCUUAGUCGAAGUAGACAAUCAUGCUGAUGAAAUCAUGAGGAUGAUAGGUACACACAAUGAUGAAACAAAUAUUGUUGGAAUUUAUGGUAUAGGUGGUGUGGGAAAGACAACUCUUGCCACAAUAGUGUACAAUAAACUUUCCAAUGAUUUUGUCAAUUAUUGCUUCAUUUCCAACAUCCGAGAAACAGAGAUUAAGCAUUUGCAAAAUCAGCUCAUAUCUAACAUCCUUAAGAAGAAAUGGCCACACAUCAAUGAUAUCAUGGAGGGGAAAAAGGUGAUAGAGGAAAGGUUAUGCUCUAAAAAAGUUCUUCUUCUACUUGAUGAUGUUGAUAAAGCAUUUCAACUUGAUGCGCUUGUGCAAAAGGGCGAGUGGUUUGGUAAGGGAAGCAAGAUUAUCAUUACCACUAGAUAUGAGGGAAUUCUUAAUGUGCCUACACUUGUUGAUGGGACUUACAAACUUACUUGCAUGGAUUUUGACCAUUCUCUUCAACUUUUUAGCAAGCAUGCCUUUAGAAGAGAUUAUCCUCUAGAGCAAUACAUCUCUCACUCUGAAAGAGCAAUAAAUAUUUGUGGUGGCCUUCCUUUAGCUCUUGAGAUCGUAGGUUCUCUUUUAUCUGGAAAAGAAGUAAAGGAGUGGGAUGCCAUAUUAAAGGAGCUAGAAAAAUUUCCUCAGGAAGAUGUUCAGAAGAAGUUGAUGAUAAGCAUCGAGGCAUUAAAUGAAGACCAAAAGAAAAUAUUUCUUGAUAUUGCUUGUUUUUUCAUUGGGUUUGAUAAAAGAAUUGUGAUCCACAUGUGGGAAAGUUGUGAAUUUCUUCCUCAUCAAUCCCUUGGAAUCCUCCAGCAACGAUCUUUAAUCAAGAUUAGAGAAGAUAAUCAACUAUGGAUGCAUGAUUGGUUAAGAGAUAUUGGAAGACAUUUUAUACAACAGGCAAGUGAUAAGAAACCAGAAAAGCAACAAUGGGUGUGGACUCAUACACAAGCAUCAGAGAUUAUGGAGAAAAUGCAGAUAGGAGGUAAUGUUUGUGGAAUUGAUAGUAUAGAAGCAAUAUGUCUCAAGCUUGAUGAAGUAUCUGAAUACUCCUUGAUUAAAGAAUGCCUUGCAAGGCUUUUCAAUCUAAGGUUCCUUCAAGUGGAUAGCAAAGACCUCGACGGAAAGACAAAGUCUUGCCUUACCCAAGUGGGUCAUUUCCUAUGUUAUCGAUGCUUGAAUUUUUUUCAUACCACAUUUGGCCCACUUAUCCUUCCAGAGUUGAGAUGGCUUUCAUGGAAUUACUUUCCUAUGAUUUUUAAGCUACCCAAUUUCUCUCCGAGGAAGCUAGUAAUCCUUGAUCUCUCAAUGAGUAAAAUCACAGAAAAAUGGAAUGGAUGGAGCCACAUCAAGUUGGCUAAGAAUUUGAAGGUCCUAAAUCUGACUGAAUGCCAGAAAUUACAGAAAACUCCAGAUUUUUCUUUUCAUGAGAAUUUAGAACGACUAAUUCUCGAAAGAUGCGAGAGUUUGGUUCAAAUUGAUCCAUCCAUCAGUCACCUUAAGAAGUUAGUCUUCUUAAACUUGAAGUAUUGUCAUAAUCUUCAAAAGCUACCAGAUGAGAUGGGGGCACUAGAAUCUUUAAUGGAACUUCUUCUAGACUAUACAUCAAUAGAAGAGAUUCCUGAAUGGAGAAGAAUGAAGAAAUUGGAAAUUCUUAGCUUGGACACAUGCACAUCACUGAGUAGAUUCAGUUUGGUUGGUUGCACAGCAUCAGCAACAAAGCUUUCAUUAGUGGAUAUCCAUCUUACUCAACUGCCAAAGUCAAUUGAAAAUUUCAAUUCACUAAUUGAGUUACAUCUAUCGGGAUCCAGAAUUGAGGAGUUACCUAAUUCAAUUGGUAACAUGAAGAAUUUGAAAGUACUCAAGAUGGGCAACAGCUUUGUUAAAAAACUACCUAGUGCCAUUGGAAUGUUAGAGAAGCUUGAAGAGCUAGAGGUGGGAGGUCCAUAUUUUGGAGGAGAAAUUCCUGGAAAUAUUGGGAAGUUACAAUUUCUAAGAAUCUUGGUAUUGAGAAGCACAAGAAUUUCAGUAGUGCCUCAACUUCCGGAAAGUCUUAUCACUCUACACUUUUAUACAUUCUCAAUGGAGAUGAUGCCCGACCUCUCGAACCUAUUAAAUUUGAGAACUUUGCAGUUGCGAGUUUUUUAUGCGGGUCCUUCUAAACUUGAAGAAUCUCCAAGUCCUUGGUGGAUUGGAAGAUUACGCAUGCUCAAUUUCUUGGAUUUGUAUACUUCUCGUAUCACCAGCCUACCUUCUGAUGUUGUUUUCCUUUCUAAGCUAAAGCAACUUCUUCUCCGGUGCCGUAAUUUGCAAUGCCUACCUAGGUUGCCGACAAAUUUGUCAUAUUUAGGCAUUAAGUUUUGCAAGAGAAUAAAAACAACCAAUGAUCUUUCGAAUUUGAAAGCAUUAUUGAAUCUGGAAAUUCUUGAUUGUGAAGAGCUCAUAGAGAUUCAAGGCAUUGAAGGUUUGGAGAACUUGAGAACAUUAAAGCUCUCGACACUUCCAUCAUUGGCGAAGUUGCUUGAUCUGACUAACUUGAAGAAGCUCAAGAAAAUUGAUCUAAAUGAUUGUACUAAUCUGUUAGAGAUUCAAGGGAGUCCAGAAUCGUUGGAGAUACUUGACAUUACAAAGUGUUUCAAACUACAAAGGUUGCCAGAUCGAUCAAGCUUCAAGAAUAUAAGAGUUUGGUAUAUAAACGCACCCGAGAGAGAGAUUGGUUUUGACUAAUGUUGCCAUCUGGUGUGUGUUUUUAGGCAUUUACAUCUGUAAGGGACUUUUUGUUUAUGUUAAGUAUUAGAGAUUCUGGAGAAAUGGCUUAUAAUUCAUGUUGGUAUGCACCCUAUGUUAGAUACCCAUUUUCAAUUCAUAAUGUCUAGGGCCCAU
Eucalyptus grandis is the source of this 3586-nucleotide messenger RNA. Its product is annotated as disease resistance protein RPV1-like. The record is from RefSeq and is a predicted model, not a curated record. Lineage: Eukaryota; Viridiplantae; Streptophyta; Magnoliopsida; Myrtales; Myrtaceae. The coding region runs from base 119 to 3430 and encodes 1103 amino acids. The transcript is spliced from 5 exons. Gene Ontology annotation, biological process: signal transduction; defense response. Gene Ontology annotation, molecular function: ADP binding.